Messenger RNA from Micropterus dolomieu (smallmouth bass), 1868 nucleotides. Its product is annotated as peripherin-2-like. The transcript has 3 exons. The coding region runs from base 111 to 1142 and encodes 343 amino acids. Gene Ontology annotation, cellular component: membrane. The record is from RefSeq and is a predicted model, not a curated record. Lineage: Eukaryota; Metazoa; Chordata; Actinopteri; Centrarchiformes; Centrarchidae. Gene Ontology annotation, biological process: visual perception.
UCUGGAACGGAAUAAACCUGUCAAACUGUGACGGAACUGUUUUCUUCUUGAUACCUGACCUUUAGUGAUCGUUGAUUCCUGUUAGUGUUUGAUCGUACCAAGAGCUUAACAUGCCGUUCAUGCCGGUGAAGUUCAACCUGCAGAAGCGGGUGAAGCUGGCUCAGGGUCUGUGGAUGAUCUACUGGCUCUCGGUCAUCGUGGGGAUCUUCCUCUUCAGCCUCGGCAUCUUCUUCAAGAUCGAGCUGCGGAAGAGGAGCGAGAUGAUGGACAACAACGAGAGCCACUUAGUGCCCAACCUGCUGAUCCUGAUGGGCUUGUUGGCCUGCGGGGUCAACGCCUUCGGAGGAAAGGUGUGCCAUGACUCUCUGGACCCCAUCAAGUUCGCCAAGUGGAAGCCGAUGCUGAGGACGUACCUGAUGCUGUGCUGCGGCUUCAACGCGCUGCUGCUGCUGACGGCGCUGCUCUGCUUCCUCAUGCAGUUCGCCGUGUACCUGACGCUGGCCGAGGGCCUGAAGAACAGCAUCAAGUUCUACAAGGACACGGACACGCCGGGACGCUGCUUCAUGAAGAGGACUCUGGACAUGACGCAGAUCGAGUUCCGCUGCUGCGGCAACAACAACUUCAGGGACUGGUUCGAGGUGCAGUGGAUCAGCAACCGCUACCUGGACAUGAGCAACGACCUGGUCAAAGAUCGUGUCCUCAGUAACGUGGAGGGGAAGUACCUGAUGGACAGCGUCCCUUUCAGCUGCUGUAACCCCGGGUCCCCGCGGCCCUGCAUCCAGCAUCACCUGACCAAUAACUCUGCCCACUACGACUACGACCACCGCAUCGAGGAGCUCAACAUCUGGACCCGGGGCUGCCGCGAGGCCCUCUUCUCCUACUUCAGUGGCAUGAUGAACAGCAUCGGGGCGUUCCUCAUCGUCACCAUCAUCCUGGAGUCCGUGGACAUGGCGGGGUUAAAGUACCUCAGCACGGCUCUGGAGUCGAUGGAGGACCCAGAGAACCCAGAGUGCGAGAGCGACGGCUGGCUGCUGGAGAAAGGCGUGAAGGAGACGUUCGGCGAGCUGCUCACCAAGCUGAAGACGCUGGGGAAGACCAACCAGGUGGAUGAGGGCGGGGACGCACAGGAGGCCGCUACCUGAGAGCCCCGCCCAGUACGCUGCCACUAAGGACUGAGGUCUCCCCCCUCCCCCCCUCCCAGCUGCCUCUCCAGAUAACAGGGAGCGGGAGAGGAGAGGUCGUCUCCACCGUCUGUACAUACGCCAUCGUACACGUGAAGAACACACACACACACACACACACACACACACACACACACACACACACGUGUGAUUUAAACUGCAUGUUGAUUUUUUUCCAUUCUGUAAAUACGUUGAACAGAGUUUAUUUUUAAACAGGAGGAAACCUGCUGCUGUAAAUAAAACAUCUGGCUCGGGAUUUAAAAUAAUAAUUAAAUUAAAUUAACCCCCCCAAUUAAUGCUUCCUGUCAGCCACAACCAGGCCUGACUGCCAGUCGUUACCGGAGCCCGACCGAUACGUCACACCGCUGAUAGCAGCUUGUCACAAUCUGAGAGUUCCACAGUUUGUCCAGCAGAGAGCGUGUUUUAUAAAUCCGAGGGAUUCUUGCCAAACAUGUUUGUGUCGGUGAAUGUUUCAUGAUCAGUUAUUUUUAUUCUGGUAUUUGUGUCUCAGACAUCGAGUAUCGGUCGGACUCUGGUGUUAACCAUCGCCGUGUGACCUCUGACCCAGUUGGUUUACAUGGAAACAGACGGCCGAACAUCCGGGAAAAACUAGGAGUGCUGAUUGCUCCCACCGCUGGUCAGAAGUGAUACUACAACAUACAAGGGUAUAGAUACAGGUAUAUACGA